GAGCCAUUCGUUUUAAGGCUUCGAAGAGCUUCCUCAAACACCCCCCUCAAAAAGAAAAAAAAAAAGAAGGAAAGAAUUUUUAUUUAUAAUUCUCUAAAAUACUUCUGUCCAAGAUCAUAUGGCGUUCUCGCAUGCUCAGCAGCUGGCUUUCAUAUUUGGUCUCUUAGGCAACAUCGUGUCCUUUUUGGUAUUCUUGGCACCAAUCCCGACAUUUUACACAAUCCACAAGAAGAAGUCGUCGGAUGGGUAUCAGUCGAUCCCAUAUGUGGUGGCACUUUCGAGCGCAUCUUUGCUCUUGUACUAUGGAGUCCUCAAGACCAAUGCCACUAUGAUCAUCAGCAUCAAUGCCAUUGGCAUCGUCAUUGAACUGGCCUAUCUUCUUCUCUUCUUGAUCUAUGCCUCCACCAAAGAGAAGAUGUACACGGCGAAGUUGCUGCUGGUGUUCAAUAUAGGAGGUUUCGGAGUGAUGAUGGGACUGACCAUCUUUCUUCUCAAGGGUCGGCAGCGAAUCAAUGCUGUCGGAUGGAUCUGCGCGGCCUUCAAUCUCGCCGUGUUUGCCGCGCCUUUGAGCAUCAUGAGGAGGGUGAUAAAGACAAAAAGUGUGGAGUUCAUGCCAUUCACUCUGUCCUUCUUCCUGACCCUCUGUGCUACCACCUGGUUCUUCUACGGACUCUUCGUCAAGGACAUGUUCAUUGCUCUACCAAAUACACUGGGAUUCUUGCUUGGCAUCACUCAAAUGAUCCUCUACAUGACAUACAAAAAUGGGAACAAGAAAAUGGCAGAGACAAAUGAGAGGAACAAUCAACAAGCAGUGUCUCUAGACAUGAAGAUGCUGACUUCCAUCCACAGUGCGGAGCUGUGUCCAACUUCACAGCACCAACCACAAUUCACAGAAAUGGAUAAUUUUCCCACUGGCAAACAAGUUGAACCAAACAACAACGUUUGAUGAAUCCUCUUCUCUCUAACAAGUGAUAAGCAAUCAAAUAACCACCCAGCAAGUUGGGGUCUUAGAAACUAUGGAGUGUGACAUUCUCUUGCAUUUUAUUUGUAUUUGAUUUCAUUAAGGGGGAUAAUGUUACUUCGUCUGAGAGGAGAUAGAUGGCUGCAUAAUGACAGCAAAGGGGAUGACAGGAUUCAUAUGGCUGAUACCAUCAUCGAAGGAGAAAGAUAUCAUCCAUAAUCAGUACUCGAAACUUCUACUGUAUUCGACAUUUUAUUGAAGCAAUGGAUUUGACGAAAAUAAUCUUCCUGUC
Messenger RNA from Syzygium oleosum, 1253 nucleotides. RefSeq names its product bidirectional sugar transporter SWEET9-like. Gene Ontology annotation, biological process: carbohydrate transport. The record is from RefSeq and is a predicted model, not a curated record. Lineage: Eukaryota; Viridiplantae; Streptophyta; Magnoliopsida; Myrtales; Myrtaceae. The coding region runs from base 119 to 946 and encodes 275 amino acids. Gene Ontology annotation, cellular component: membrane. Gene Ontology annotation, molecular function: sugar transmembrane transporter activity. The transcript has 6 exons.